Molecule: messenger RNA, 1444 nt
Organism: Sitophilus oryzae (rice weevil)
Lineage: Eukaryota; Metazoa; Arthropoda; Insecta; Coleoptera; Curculionidae
Product: calreticulin
Exons: 6
Coding region: 121-1323 (400 amino acids)
Biological process (GO): protein folding
Cellular component (GO): endoplasmic reticulum; endoplasmic reticulum membrane
Molecular function (GO): calcium ion binding
Source: RefSeq, a predicted model, not a curated record
GUGAUAGUUGCGUAAAUUCGAAUUAGUAUUCCCUGGAGAAGUGUUUUUUUGGCACUUUACCACUGGAUUUGUUGUGAGUUUGACGUAAAUCGGAGUACAAGCCUAGGAAAUUAAGAGAAAAUGAAGUGUUUAGUGUUAUUAGGUGUGUUUUCUGUGUGCGCCUUCACGGCAAACGCCGGGAAAGUGUAUUUUGAAGAGAAAUUCGGCGAUGAUUCCUGGGAGAAAAAUUGGAUUUACAGCAAACACCCUGGAAAAGAGUUUGGAAAAUUCGUGAGAAGCGCUGGGAAAUUCUUUACUAACCAAGAGGAAGAAAAAGGUAUUCAAACUUCUCAAGAUGCUAGGUUUUACGCCCUCAGCACCAAAUUCGCCCCUUUCAGCACCGAGGGUAAGGAUCUAGUCAUUCAAUUUACUGUGAAACACGAGCAAAGCAUCGAUUGUGGUGGUGGAUACGUCAAAGUAUUUGAUUGCUCUCUGAAACCUGAGGAUUUGCAUGGAGAGACUGCGUACAGGCUUAUGUUCGGACCGGACAUAUGUGGCCCUGGAACUAAGAAAGUGCACGUCAUUUUGAAUCACAACGACAAAAACCAUCUCAUCAACAAGGAUAUUAGGUGUAAGGAUGAUGAAUACACCCACGCCUACACCCUCAUCAUCCACCCGGAUAACACCUACCAGGUCCUCAUCGAUAACGAGGAAGUCCAGAAAGGCGACUUGGAAUCCGAUUGGGACAUCUUGCCUCCCAAGAAGAUCAAGGACCCCGAAGCCAAGAAACCUGAAGAUUGGGACGAUAGGGCCACCAUUCCCGAUCCCGACGACAAGAAACCAGAGGACUGGGACAAGCCCGAACACAUCCCUGACCCAGCCGCUUCCAAGCCUGAUGACUGGGACGAUGAGAUGGAUGGGGAAUGGGAACCACCCAUGAUUGAUAAUCCUGAUUACAAAGGCGAAUGGAAACCGAAACAGAUCGACAACCCCGCUUACAAAGGUACCUGGGUCCAUCCCGAGAUCGACAACCCCGAGUACUCCCCCGUUCCCGACCUCUACAAGCAGAACGAGAUCUGCGGUAUCGGUUUCGACCUCUGGCAAGUCAAGUCCGGCACCAUCUUCGACAACGUCUUGAUCACCGACGACCCGGCCAUCGCUUCCGAGGCCUUGGCCGGUCUGAAGGCCGUCCAGGAGGGCGAGAAGAGCGCCAAGGAGGCCAAGGACAAGGAGGAGGCCGAGGAGGCCAAGACUGAGGACAGUAACGGGGACGAGGAUGAGGAUGAAGAGGAGGCUGAUGAGGAGCACGAGCCGCAAGUCGAGGAAAGUCACGAUGAAUUGUAGAUGGUUGUGUCGAUGUAAUCAUCACUAAGAAAAGAAAAAAAAGACUUUUUUAUAUUGUUAGAGUGUGCGGUAUUUUUUUUUUGUUUCAAAUGGAGUGUCUACUACUACGCUGUUAUUUUGA